Messenger RNA from Fopius arisanus, 1191 nucleotides. Its product is annotated as nuclear receptor 2C2-associated protein. The transcript is spliced from 3 exons. Lineage: Eukaryota; Metazoa; Arthropoda; Insecta; Hymenoptera; Braconidae. The record is from RefSeq and is a predicted model, not a curated record. The coding region runs from base 54 to 512 and encodes 152 amino acids.
GUCAACACUUGAACGGCCAGGGUGGCGCUAGUGUCAUACAUCCCACGUAAGGUAUGAUGCUUGUAUCAUACCUUAAUCCCACGUGUAGACAACCCAAAAUGUCAUGUAUUCUAAAAGAAAAUGCAUUCGACUGCAGGGUGAGUUCAGUGCUGAAUAAGGAGGUGAAAAGCUAUGGAAAGCAAUUUAUGUUCGAUGACAGCGACGAGACUUGUUGGAACUCUGAUUCAGGAAUUCCCCAGUGGAUUCUAAUUAAUUUGAAAAGCGAAUGCGAAUUAUCAAGGGUUGAGAUCCAGUUCCAGGGAGGUUUUGCUGGGAAAACCUGUCGCCUGGAGGCGAAAUGCGACGAAAAAACUCUGAGGCAUAUUCAACAUUUUUACCCUGAGGACACAAAUACCAUUCAAACUUUCAAAUUGGACCGGCCAAUCAGGGCCAGUGGAUUUAAAAUAAUAUUCGAAGAAAGUACAGACUUUUUUGGUAGAAUAAUCAUCUACAAACUCUCUCUGCAUUCCUGAAAUUCAUCAGCAAAUCCAGAAUCGAAACGAUAAAGCGAGAGAAUUCGAAUCUUCGAAUUUUCUCAAUUAUCACACCAUUAUCUCGAAAACUAUAGACCUGACCAAAAAACGCUUCCCGAAUUUUUUGAAGCGACUCAACUUUCCUACAAAAAAUCUCUUCUCCUAUUUCUUCUCAAAAUCGAUAUUUUUCGAGAUAAAACUGAUAUUGAAAAUGUUAAACUCGAAUUUAAAAUCACCUCAAUGCACUGAAAUAUUUAAAAAAUAAAUUUUUAUAUUAAUACCAUUAAUAAAUAAAAUAAUGAUGUUUAUAGAAAAGAAGGACUUGUUGAUAUGUUUUUAUUUUUAUUCCACAACAGUUAAUAGAUAAACCGUCAUAUUCUCAUGGAUAAUCAUAUAAGAUAUUUACAAAUGUAAAUGUCUGAUAUAAAAAUUAGUAAUUUAUGAAAAAGAAAAAAUGUUUGAACCUUAUUCAAUCUUACCCUAAACUCCCGAGAAACAACGACUGCUCUUCCUCGAUAAUGUCUUCAAAUUAAAACAAUUUCAAUUUGACAUUUUCAUGGAUGGAAUACGUAGUUCAAUUGGCCUCGAAAUAUUUAUCAUUAAACUUGUUACAUAAAUAUCGAUUAAACAGUCGAGUUGCAUUUAUCAAUCACUUACGUGUUAGACUAAGGAGGGAAAA